Centropristis striata (black sea bass) is the source of this 7387-nucleotide messenger RNA. It is a transcript of the gene iqsec3a, whose product is annotated as IQ motif and Sec7 domain ArfGEF 3a. The record is from RefSeq and is a predicted model, not a curated record. Bases 189 to 4466 code for a protein of 1425 amino acids. NCBI's taxonomy places the organism in Eukaryota, Metazoa, Chordata, Actinopteri, Perciformes, Serranidae. Gene Ontology annotation, molecular function: protein binding; guanyl-nucleotide exchange factor activity. The transcript is spliced from 14 exons. Gene Ontology annotation, biological process: actin cytoskeleton organization; regulation of ARF protein signal transduction.
GAGAGAGAGAGAGAGAGAGAGAGAGAGAGAGACUACCUAGCCCCAGCAGAGCAUAGAGGCGUCAGACGGCCGCCAGAGCAUCCCGGUUUCUGUUUCUGUUCAGAGGCCCAUCGACGGUUUUGCAGCUCCAGAACCAGCUGAAGAAGAAGUGACCGCAGCCGGGCACACGGCCACAUUUACAGUCAGUGAUGGAGAGCCUGCUGGAUAAUCCCAUGAAAGCCGUUCUUUACCUGAAGGAGCUCACCACUAUCGUGCAGAACCAGCAAAGCCUGAUCCAGACGCAGCGCCAGCGCAUCGACGAACUCGAGCGCAAGGUGGAGGACCUGAUCGGCGAGAACCGACAGUUGCGGGACCCCCACCACUACGUCCAGCAGCCGGCUCCACAUCACCACCACCAACACCACCACCACCACCCCCCGACUCACCGCAGCGCCAGUCCCCAGGCGCCGGCCAACCUCCAUCAGCACCCGGGGAGCACCAAAGCUGCGGCUCACCUCGGCCAGCAGGCGCAGCAGCAGCAGCCUCCACCACCGCAGCAGCAGCAGCAGCAGCAGCAGCAGAUCCCCGGUCUGUCCGCCCAGCCUCAGCAGCAUCCGACCCCUCCUGCACCCUCCACCCACCACCACCCGCAGCAGCUGCAGCUCGUCCCCACCUCGCCGCAGUCGCCCAAAGCGAGCCAAGCCAGCCCGGACUCCGCCGAGGAGGACAAGAGGAGCCCCUGCUGCAAGUCUCUGGUUCCGCAGACUCCCACCUCUCUCUGCCGCUCAGUUGGACUGGCAAGGAAAGCGGACAACCAAACAGUGCUUCACCAGUUCUGCUGCCCCGCCCCCGAGGCCCCUGAGGGGGAGACCUCUACCGCCUGUGUCCCCAGCGAUGACCUUUCUCCAGACUCGUCUAUUGGGAAGGAAGGGAAGGGAGGAGAGGGGGAGCUGCAGAGUGAGGUCGAGUCACAACCACAACCACAACCACAGCCCGAGCAACAGCAGCAAGAGCCACAGACUCAACCAUCACAGCCAGAGCCCCAGCCGGAGCCCCAACCACAGACUCAGACUCAGCCCCAACCCGAAACCAAACCUCAGCCAGAACCUGAACCCAAACCCGAGCCUGUGUCUGCGCCGGAGCCCGAACCUCAGCCUGAGCCUCAGCCAAAGCCUCAGCCCCAACAAGUCGAGGCUCCGAGCGAGGAGGCGGCGGCACAGGACGUCCCAGAAGCCCCGUCACCUUGCAGAGAGGAGCAGAUUGUGGUGGAGCAAGAGAAGGAAACGUUGGAAGAAGUUGUGGAGGCAAAGAGAAAGCAAGACGGAGAGGAGGAGGCGGCACAGGCCGAGCGGCGUGACGUCGAGGCUGCACAGGAAGAAGAAGAGGAGGAGGAAGGGGGAGGAGCAAAAGGAGGUGGGGCAGGGAGGAGAGCCAGCCUGCACCACACGGCCUCGCCCUUGAGGGUGCAGCGCAACGGGGCCGGCUCGCACUCCGCCACUUCCGACUAUGAGCUCUCGCUUGACCUCAAAAAUAAGCAGAUCGAAAUGUUAGAGCACAAAUACGGCGGCCACCUUAUCUCUCGCCGUGCUGCCUGCAAGAUCCAGACUGCCUUUCGCCAGUACCAGCUCAGCAAGAACUUCGAGAAGAUCCGCAAUUCGCUACUGGAGAGUCGUCUGCCGCGACGCAUCUCCCUGCGCAAGGUCCGUGUGCAAAACACGGAGGGUUUCUCUGCUGAACGGGCCCUGGCAGAAGGCUGCAACUUGACAGGCAUCCCAUUGGUGCGCUCACCAUCUCUGCCUGCCACGGUUGGUGGCUCCCUGACCGACCUGGAAGACUCAUUCACUGAACAGGUCCAGUCACUGGCAAAGUCUAUAGAUGAUGCACUCAGCAACUGGAGCCUGAAGACCAUGUGCUCGCUGCAAGAAGGCGGCACCUAUCAGUUCAGUGCUGACUCCUUCAGUGCAGCGGCAGGAGCAGGAGGUGGAGGAGAAGGAGGUAGUGUGGGAGAGUCGGCCAUUCAUCAAGGCCCGGUGGAUCCAAGUGACCUGUCGAGAAGUGCGAGCAAGCUGAUGAUGGCGUUCCGGGACGUGACGGUGCAGUUCGACAGCCAGAACUUCCGCGUUUCGUCUUCAGUCAUGGAAUCGUCCACCGUCACCCUCGGCAGCUGCGUCCAACAAGAAGGAGUCCCUACCACUGUCACAUCUACUUCCACAACAACAAACUCUACUCCAGCCCCUGUUGUUGCCCCUGGCCUCUCACAAGAACCCCCUCCUCCCCCCGUAGAGCUCCCAGCCGAACCCAAAGAUCCCCCACCUCCGCCACAAGAGCCCCCACCACCGCCACAAUCACAGUACUACGAAGAAGACGAGGAGCAGGAUGAUGAAUUCCCCGCUCCUCCUCCGAGUGAAGAAGAGCUGGCGGAGGAGGAGGAACAACCUCCCCUAACUCCUCUGGAUAAGAUGGCUGCUCCUCAAAGCCCAGAGGAGAUUGUGGUGGUGGUGCCACCGCCAACAGAGCUUCCUCACAUCCCUCAACAACUGCUCGGGAGCUCGCCCAUGGUAGAGCCGCUGGAGGUCAAGCGGUGCAGCUCGGAGACGGCAGAUAACAGCUCAGAGCAGAUGAGCAGCAGCAGCACGUCCACAGAGGCACGCUCCACAUCCGAAGCCUCGUCCAAGGAGGCCCUGCAGGCUAUGAUCCUCAGCCUGCCACGCUACCACUGUGAGAACCCCGCCAGCUGUAAAUCACCCACGCUGUCCACUGACGUCAUGCGAAAACGACUCUACCGCAUCGGCCUCAAUCUCUUCAAUGUAAACCCUGACAAGGGCCUUCAGUUCCUCAUCUCUCGAGGCUUCAUCCCAGAUACACCCAUCGGCGUGGCUCACUUCCUGCUCCAGAGGAAGGGCCUGAGCCGACAGAUGAUAGGAGAGUUCCUCGGAAACAGCAAGAAACCUUUCAACAGAGACGUCCUAGAUUGUGUGGUGGAUGAGAUGGACUUCUCAGGCAUGGAGCUGGACGAAGCACUGAGAAAGUUUCAGGCCCACAUUCGUGUCCAGGGAGAAGCCCAGAAGGUGGAACGGCUUAUCGAGGCCUUCAGUCAACGCUACUGCAUGUGUAACCCCGAUGUGGUGCAACAGUUUCACAACCCGGACACCAUCUUCAUCCUGGCCUUCGCCAUCAUUCUGCUCAACACGGACAUGUACAGUCCAAACAUCAAACCGGACCGCAAGAUGAUGUUGGAGGACUUCAUACGCAACCUACGAGGUGUGGAUGAUGGAGCAGACAUCCCCAGAGACAUGGUGGUGGGGAUCUAUGAGAGAAUACAGCUGAGGGAGUUACGCUCCAACGAAGACCACGUCACCUACGUCUCCAAGGUUGAGCAGUCCAUUGUGGGCAUGAAAACAGUUCUGUCUGUCCCUCAUAGAAGACUGGUGUGCUGUAGUCGACUCUUUGAGGUGACAGAUGUCAACAAGGCCCAAAAACAGGCGGCACAUCAGAGAGAAGUCUUCCUCUUCAAUGAUCUCAUUGUGAUCUUGAAGCUUUGUCCAAAGAAGAAGAGCUCAGCGGCCUACACUUUCUGCAAAGCUAUGGGCCUGCUUGGCAUGCAGUUUCACCUGUUUGAAAAUGAAUACUACCCUCAUGGCAUCACCAUCCUCUCACCUUUUGGCUCAGACAAGAAGCAGGUACUAAACUUCUGUGCCCAAAGUGCUGAGGAGCUGCUCAAGUUUGUAGAAGACCUGAAGGAAUCAAUCGCGGAGGUGUCGGAGAUGGAGCAGAUACGGAUCGAGUGGGAGCUGGAGAAGCAGCAGGGAGCCAAGACACACGCAGUAAAGAACAACGGCACACAGCUAGAGCUGCGUGGCAAACAGGGCUCCCCAUCAGGAAACCAGGAGAUAGAUGAGAGAAGUGGACACAAUGCAGUACAGGUGUCAAUUCACAACAGGCUUCAGACGUACCAGCUCAGCAGCAGCACGGCUCGGAGUCCCGAGAGCGUGGCCCUUCUUAACCACCGGGGGGAGCUGCUUUUCCAGCAGGGGCCCCAGCAGGGGCUAACCCACGGGCCGGCGCCUCCACCUCAGCACCCGCAGCUGCAGUCAGCGGCAAGCACCCCCGCCCACCACCUCCACCUCCAGCAGCACCCACAGCCGGCUGUCAGCAUGGCCGAUCUGAGGCCCGAGACGCUGAUCCAGUGUCAGCAGAUCGUCAAGGUCAUCAUGCUGGACAACAGCGGCCACGGACGCGUGGAGGCCUUCCUCAGCCAAACGCCCACACACCACCACUACCAGCAUCACCACCACAGCCACCACCAGCUCAGCCAGUCGGCCAUGUCCACCCCGGUCCGCUCGCCGGACUCCUCCCACGGCAAUGACGGCCACCAGCCCCCGCUGCCUCCCCCACCUCCGCCUUACAACCACCCACACCAGUAUAUACCCCCCGACCCCCGCCUCAGUCUACACCGGACCCCAAGUGGCUCUCGGAGCAUGGUGUAAAUAAAUGAAUUAGUAUUCUUCCCCCCCAAAACACACGUCCACACACUACUACUAUUUAAAAGUACAUAAUGUACAUAUAUACAUACAGAUGAAAGAGCUAUAAUGAAAAAAUGAAAUCUCACUUAUAUGCAUAUAUUUAAGGAAAAAAAUAAACGAAAAGAAAAAUUUUAAAAGAGAAAAGGAGAAAUAAAGUGCAUAUAUAAAGUUUUACUUGAUUCCACAUGUAUUUUGAAAUAUUAUGUAGUUUUAACAAAUUUCUAUAACUUUUUGUCAGUUUUAACUCUUGCUAGAGAAAACACAGAUAUUCAGUUUCUGGAUGGAUUCCUUCUAGUUCUGGUAUUCGCCACCAACAACGACAGAAAUGGACUGUGAUGGAUGGACACGACUCCGAGGACCUUCCUGCUUCUGUUUCGCUUUGAUCAUCCCGAACCUCAUGCCUACUGUGCUGUAUGUGCGCGUGCGUGCAUAGUUGACACUUACUGAAAACGUGUGCCAAAAUACAUAGCCUCCACUUAACACUGACUUCUUUGCACUUGACUAAACGCUAGGGCUAGAAGAAAAGAAAAAAAAAACCCUCCUUUGCUUUGAGAAAAUAGUCCUUUCACGCUUCUCCCUCAAGGAGCACAAAAAAAUGAAUAACAAAAACUGAUAUUUCAUAAUAAAAAAAAACUUAUCUCCCCCGUUUGCGCCGCUGCUGAUUUAUUUAUGUGAUGGAGAGCCUUCUCUCUUCUUCUCUGCUCCCCUGGAUAAAAAAAAAGACAAAAAAAACAACAUCCUCCGAUAAGCUGCGUUUGUCAUCCGCUCCUCUGUUGUGUUGUGGCUCUCUAUCAUCAGAAAACACUCUCACUCAAUUGUCACUCUGCAUAGAUCAUCUUACAGUGAAGUACGAGAGGAAACAAAGGCAGCCAAUCACACGGAUUGCUGCCAAAACCAAAAAGUCAGCCCAGGAUGGUCCUGUUGAUUCUUGUUUGUCUUUUACUCUUCAUAUUUAAUAUAGCUUCCCAGGAAUCCUUGCCACAUGUUACCUGCUGAUGGAAGAAACUUUUUUUUUUUUUUUUCACAUUUUGAAAAGCUGCUGAAACUGCUCUCGGACUUUUCUAAAACUACAAUCACAUGUAAUAUAUGUACACUGUGCUGUCAUCUGUUGUUUGUGAAACACUUCUUCUUUUUCAGGAAAAUCCCCACGAAUUUCCAUGAAGAUGCUUCUGCUACAACUGUUAAAUGUCAAGAUCUGUGUUUUUAUUUUGAUUCGUGUAAAGCGUAUUCCACCUUUGUGUGUUUUUUCAGUCGGUGGAAAAAUGCAGGACUCUCACAAAAAAUACACAAACACUGUCUCUUCAUGUCAGUACAACUCCCGGGUUUUUGUUUCGGCUCCUUGUGACUGUUUCCUUUUCCCUCCUAACCUUUUAGUCUGACAUUUUCAAAAAGGCAAAAAAAAAAACUACCGGGGCACACACACACACAGCUUUUAUUGCAAAUGCUGGCAUUAAUGGUAUUGUUUGUGCUGUUGGCUAGCCUGCUUUAAAUAAGAACGGGACAAAAGGAAUGCAUUAUCUGAUCUCUUUCUCUUUCACCCCAGCCUAGAUUGUAAAUACCACAUUGAAGCAGUGUUGGAAAGGACAAGCGAGCUACCUUUAGCCCCUUCCAAAUGCUAUUGCCCUGUCACACGUCCUUCAUUCUGAAAUAGGUCAGCGACUGCCCCAGCCUGAGUGUGUCCAUCUUUUAAACAUAAACGCCACCAGGUACUGCAGAAUGGAUGUUCAGUCAACUCUGCUCCCGUCUGACCUCCAUCUGUCUGAUUUGUUGAUUUAUAAUCACAGAGCCACUGCGGGGAGGUCUCUAUCUCAUCUUUCUGUCCUUUUCCACUCAUGAUUUCACCCAGCGGAAAGACAGAGGUUGCGGAAAAAACAGUCAGGCAGUAAUGAUGUGUGCGUGUGUGUGUGUGUGUGUGUGUGUGUGUGAGUGACCUCACAGUAGCACCCUUCCCCAUAAACAAAUCCGACCUCUCUCCCCGUGCAUCCCUGUAAUUGCUUUUGUGAUUAUUUCACAACACAAAGAGGAGAAUUUCAACAUGAACGACUAUGAAAAUUUUAAUAUUUUUUAACCAAUCUUUUGAAGGUUACGUCAUGCAAAUAACAGCAAAAGUUUCGAUAUGAUGGAUUUUACAUCGAUGGAUGCUUAUUUAUUUGUUUCAAUCAACAUUCAGAUAUGAAUAUGAUUAUUUUCUCAUGCAUGCCAUCAGAUUUGAGGCCUAUUGAACUGCUAAAAGUUUUGAAUAUUUUGUGCAUGACUGACUUUGCUGUGAGCACACUAGUGGGAGAUGAAAACAACAUUUUUUUUUUCUUUGUGGUCGAAUCUUUAAAAGAAAAAAAGAAAAGAAUGACAGCAAGCAUCCCUUCAAACAGAAAAUGGAUUUACAACAGCAAAAUUGAAGCCUCUAUUUUGCCAAACAGUGGCCAUUUUUGUUCCCCUGUCUUUCACAACCCUUUCUUUAGAGUUGCAGAGUUUUCCCUACUUGACAAUGUGUUAACACAUUUCAGGAGAUAGACAUCUUGUGUGUGCAAUAAACAUGAAUACGAGGCACACUGAAAAUCAUAUUUUAGGUUUGAAAGGAAACCAAUGUAGCAUUUUUGGGAGUGCAGCAUAUGAUAUGGAAGCGCAGUAGUGGCUAACUACUGAAAAAAGGGCUCUGCCAUACCAGUGCACCGCUUCAUGAAUGACAUGUGGAUCUUGUCUGGCUCUUCAACACUGUGUUUGCUCAUACUAGUUAGAAAAAAAUACAACAAGUGGACAUAUUUAUGGUAAGACAGGUGGAAAACUGAGUGUAACAAAUGAACCAUCACCUCCCUCAGUUGGCUUUGAAUCCCUCUCUACCUGUCUUUGCAGUAUAUCAACAUGCUAUUAAAGAUGAUUUAAGUCUA